UCGAGCGAGCUAAACGGGCUAACAAACGAACGAGGAGGACUGCUAAGCCCAAAGGCUUCAAACCUCAGUUCCCGCCGGCUUCUUUCUUCCAUUAGCUCUGCACAGGAGUUACGCCGCAUCGACGGAUGAACUACAGUGCUUACGGUCGCCUUAUCCAGCACUGCACUGACCACCUCUUCUUCCGCGUCGGCAAGCAGCUUCACGCUCGUCUUGUUCUAUCAUCCGUAGUUCCCGAUAACUUCCUAGGAUCGAAACUCAUCAGCUUCUACUCAAAAUCCGGCAGCAUUCGAGAUGCCUACAAUGUGUUCGGUAAAAUUCCUCGCAAAAACAUUUUCUCUUGGAAUGCUUUGCUUAUUAGCUACACUCUUCACAAUAUGCACACUGAUCUGCUGAAGCUGUUUUCGUCUUUGGUUAACUCAAAUUCGACGGAUGUGAAGCCUGAUAGGUUUACGGUUACUUGUGCUUUGAAAGCGUUGGCGUCUUUGUUUUCUAAUUCGGGUUUGGCUAAGGAGGUUCAUAGUUUCAUUCUUCGACGAGGGCUCGAGUAUGAUAUUUUUGUUGUCAAUGCUUUGAUUACUUUUUACUCGAGGUGUGAUGAGCUGGUUUUAGCGAGAAUUAUGUUUGAUAGAAUGCCUGAGAGAGAUAUAGUGUCUUGGAAUGCGAUGUUGGCUGGGUAUUCUCAGGGUGGAUCCUAUGAGAAGUGCAAGGAACUAUUUAGAGUGAUGUUGAGUUCACUGGAGGUGAAGCCUAAUGCAUUAACCGCUGUCAGUGUUUUGCAAGCUUGUGCUCAGUCCAACGAUCUCAUUUUUGGAAUAGAGGUUCAUAGAUUUGUAAAUGAAAGCCAGAUUAAAAUGGAUGUUUCACUAUGGAAUGCUGUUAUUGGAUUAUAUGCGAAGUGUGGUAGCUUGGAUUAUGCUCGGGAGCUGUUCGAAGAAAUGCUGGAGAAGGAUGCGAUCACCUAUUGCUCCAUGAUAUCAGGCUACAUGGUUCAUGGUUUUGUUAACCAAGCAAUGGAUCUUUUUCGAGAACAGGAAAGGCCAAGGUUGCCCACAUGGAAUGCUGUUAUUUCCGGUCUGGUUCAGAACAACCGGCAAGAGGGAGCUGUAGAUAUAUUUCGAGCAAUGCAGUCACAUGGUUGCAGACCAAAUACUGUGACACUUGCGAGCAUUCUUCCUGUUUUCUCACAUUUUUCAACCCUUAAAGGUGGGAAAGAAAUUCAUGGUUAUGCCAUUAGAAACACUUACGAUAGGAAUAUUUAUGUUGCUACUGCCAUCAUUGAUUCUUAUGCUAAGUGUGGUUACCUCCACGGGGCUCAACUAGUUUUUGAUCAAAUAAAAGGUAGGAGUCUUAUAGCUUGGACAUCAAUAAUCUCAGCAUAUGCUGUACAUGGAGAUGCCAAUGUGGCUCUUAGUCUUUUCUAUGAGAUGCUGACAAAUGGGAUUCAGCCUGACCAGGUAACCUUUACAUCAGUAUUGGCUGCAUGUGCCCAUUCAGGAGAGUUAGAUGAAGCCUGGAAGAUAUUUAAUGUCUUGUUACCAGAGUAUGGGAUUCAACCACUGGUCGAGCAUUAUGCUUGCAUGGUUGGAGUCCUUAGUCGAGCAGGAAAGCUCUCUGAUGCAGUUGAAUUUAUUUCUAAAAUGCCAUUGGAACCCACUGCAAAAGUUUGGGGUGCUUUGCUCAAUGGGGCUUCUGUUGCUGGUGAUGUUGAGCUUGGAAAGUAUGUUUUUGAUCGUCUCUUUGAGAUUGAGCCUGAAAAUACUGGUAACUACGUCAUAAUGGCUAACUUAUAUUCACAAUCUGGAAGGUGGAAAGACGCUGACACAAUUAGGGAUUUGAUGAAGGAAGUUAGAUUGAAGAAGAUCCCGGGAAAUAGCUGGAUAGAAACAAGUGGAGGGAUGCAGCGUUUUGCUAGAGGCACUUCAAGUGUGAGAACUCCAGAGGUUUACGGAAUGUUGGAAGGAUUACUUGGGUUGGUGAAGGAAGAAGGGAUCAUUCUGCAACAUGAGAUAGAUGUAGAAUGUGGCAGUGGUUAGUGCAUGGCCCAUGGGUGAUCAUCUAAGGAAGCAUGGAAUAGAAAACCAGAAAACAUGUGAAGCACAUUUGCGUUCCAUUUCUCUGCUUGUUAUGCUCCUCAAAGAUGAACCACUUCAUUUAGAGGUCUUGUUGUUGACUUAUGAUUUUUUGACAAGAAAUCCUAGCAUGUACUCCUUGAAAUGUUGUACUAGUCGACACGUGAUUUCAUCUCACCAUGCCAUUUGAGAACCAUGUGUUAUGUACCUAGCUGCAGCAAUCUGAUUUCUUCACUGGCCACAGUUGUCUUUUAUACUGGCAAUUAACUAUCCCUAGCUGUAGCUAUCUGGUUUCUUCAUAGCUUGAUGAAGAUGCUUAUGUUGAGAGCUAGAAAACACUGCAGCUUGUAGGCUUUGUUAACUUUGUGAUAGAUAAAAUGAUUAAAUAUUAAGUUAGUUAAUAAUUUAAAGAGUAGUCAGUUUGUAAACUGCCACCUCAGGAAAUUUUGUUAACUGCCCGUGGAUAGAUUUAGAUCACGCAGAAGAGACAAUUGAAAAAAGAAAAACACCCAUUCUACCUUUUGAGUGAAAAGAAACAGAAAGGGUGAACUUUUUUUAAUCGUCUCUUCUGCGUGUUCUAAAUCAAUCCACAUCAAAGGCGGUUAACAAAAUCUCAUGAAGUAGCAGUUUAAAAACUGCAUCCUCUUUAAAAUAUUACUUAAUUUAAUAACUAAUUAUUUUAUCUUUUACUUCGGGUCACUGAGGACCGAGGUGUGCUGAAAUCCCAGAUCAAUGCUCAUUGCAUAUAAUAUUCGAUAACCCCAACAAAAGCAACAAAUUAUGCUCUGUAUAUUCGUAAGGUGAUUUUGGAAUGCACUUUUGUAUUUCUUUCAACGGAGGUGGGUGACACUUCUCACUUUCAAAAGGUACCUAUUUUGUGAGCUUUGACUUGAUCGCUCGCCAUUGGCCACUGCGUUGCUUGCUUCAGAUAUCUCAAUUAUUAUGCCUACAGUUAAGAAAAUCUCUAUCCCACUUACCGUGAUGAUGAGAUUGGUGAAUCCCAUUCCCAACUGAGACCACUUAACUUCCUUCAAGCAGCAGCUUGCAGGUACAAAUUGAAGGUAAAUUCUAAGGGUUUUUUACUAAAAGAAAUCGGCAUGUCCUCUUAUCAUUAAAAAGGUCAGUUAUGUUUUGUGUAUUCCCUGAUUGUUUGUUUUGCUGCUUAAAUUUUGACCCAUGUUCAAUAAAACAUUUUUAUCAAUUUAAUGAAAAAAACGUUUGAGAGUUUUAAGCGCGUA
Molecule: messenger RNA, 3307 nt
Organism: Cucumis sativus (cucumber)
Lineage: Eukaryota; Viridiplantae; Streptophyta; Magnoliopsida; Cucurbitales; Cucurbitaceae
Product: pentatricopeptide repeat-containing protein At2g37310
Biological process (GO): RNA modification
Molecular function (GO): protein binding; RNA binding
Source: RefSeq, a predicted model, not a curated record